Molecule: messenger RNA, 2250 nt
Organism: Symbiodinium pilosum
Lineage: Eukaryota; Dinophyceae; Suessiales; Symbiodiniaceae
Source: the annotation of a GenBank genome assembly
AUGGCUGGCGAGGAAAAACCGCAGAUUUUGGAUCUUCGACGAUCAAAGAUGCUGGCCGCUAUGGGCAUACAGGUCUGGCAUCUGCGUCCAGCAGCGGGUGAGACCCCGGAGUCUGCUCCGGAACCGCCGUUGAAGCCCUCCCUGCCGGUGCCUGAUAGACCCGAUCCUGCGCCCGUGCCUGCGCCAGUCAAGACAACUGUGGAAACACCCACAACAUCGGCUACAGAGCCACCGCCGGUACCCCUGGAAUUUGUCUGGGUUAAAGGCACAGCAUCCAUGCUUGUUUUCAGUAGCGCUGCCAGUGCGGCAAUCAUUGCGCAUGCCAAGGAUGUGCUCCGUUAUGCAGAUUGGCGGACACAACACAGUGCGCCAAGCUCACUUAAGACCGGCGAGUUUAAGUGGCCGCAGCUGUUGGAUACAACAACCGGGACACCUGGGCGGGCAUUGGGUGUGUUUAUUGAAAAGCACUUUCCUGAUGAAUGCCCCUGGUUUCUGGUGGCGGAUGAUCUGGCGGACGAUCUGCUGCCCUGGUUGCGUCAAUGUUUGCCAGGCGAGGCGGAGAAAAAAGCACUUGUCCUGCCAGGUUGGAAUGAAAGUGUUGCCGAUGUGGGUCUGCGCAAAGAUUAUUAUCAGUCAGAAGAUGGGCGGGAAGAUGCGCUGGUGAUGGUUAUUCAUCCUGUGCAGAACGCCAUAGAAAAUCGGCGCACGUUCGCCAUCAUCUCGCACCCGGAUGCGGGUAAAACAACCAUGACCGAAAAACUGCUGUUAUUCGGCAAUGCCAUCAAGCUUGCUGGUGCAGUUAAAUCCCGUAAAACGGACCGCCAUGCGAUGUCUGACUGGAUGACGAUGGAGCAGGAGCGGGGUAUUUCCGUGACCACCUCAGUGAUGCAGUUUCCGUAUCGGGGCCGCACAGUCAAUCUGCUUGAUACACCGGGGCACGAAGAUUUUUCUGAAGACACGUAUCGAACGCUGACGGCAGUGGAUUCCGCGCUCAUGGUUAUUGAUGGUGCCAAAGGUGUGGAACCAAGAACCAUCAAAUUGAUGGAAGUCUGUCGUCUUCGUGACACCCCAAUCAUUACGUUUAUCAAUAAGUUAGACCGUGAAGUUCGCGACCCAAUAGAAGUCAUGGACGAGAUCGAAGACAUUCUGCAGAUUGAAUGUGCACCGAUGAACUGGCCCAUUGGUAUGGGGCGUGGUCUGAAAGGCAUAUACGAUCUGGUCAAUGAUCGAAUUAUCGAAUACCGACAGGGACAGGGGCAUCAUGUUUAUGAAUUCAACGUGAUCAAAGGACUGGCCAGCGAUGCAGCCAAAACAUUGCUGGGACAUGAUUACGCUGACGUAUGUGAUGAAAUUGAACUGGUACGAGGUGCAAGCCACACGUUUAAUCACGAAGAUUUUUUAAAAGCAGGGCUGACGCCGGUUUAUUUUGGCACUGCAUUGGGAAAUUUUGGCGUCCAGCAGAUGCUUGACGGCUUUGCGACUUAUGCACCACCGCCCCAACCUCGUGAGAGCAUGGAACGUCUGGUUGAUCCUGGUGAAGACAAGUUUUCAGGUUUUGUUUUCAAAAUACAGGCGAAUAUGGAUCCCAAACACCGGGACCGCAUUGCUUUUUUGCGGGUCUGCUCGGGUCGCUAUGAACAGGGCAUGAAAAUGCAGCAUCUGCGUUUGGGUAAGUCCAUCAGAAUAACCGAUGCAGUCACGUUUAUGGCGGGUGAUCGUACCCACGCUGAAGAAGCAUUUGCAGGUGACAUCAUUGGCUUGCACAAUCAUGGCACGAUCCAGAUCGGUGAUACGUUCACUGAAGGCGAGGCGCUGAAAUUCAAAGGCGUACCAAAUUUUGCCCCUGAACUGUUCCGUCGAGUGCGGGUGAAAGAUCCUUUGCGCUCCAAGCAACUUGAAAAGGGUAUUACUCAGCUUGCUGAAGAAGGUGCUUCCCAGGUUUUCUUUCCGCUCAACAAAAAUCAGAUUGUUGUAGGCGCAGUUGGCGUCCUCCAGUUUGACCUGGUGGCCUAUCGGUUGCAGGACGAAUAUCGCGCGGAAUGUAUCUGGGAAGACGCCAGCAUCGCCGCUGCCCGCUGGGUACAGUGUGAAGAUGAAAAAAUGCUUACGGAUUUUAAGAAUAAGAACCAGGAAAACCUCGCCAUAGACGGUGGUGGUUACCUGACUUAUCUGGCAACCAGCCGGGUCAACCUGCAGGUGGUGACAGAGCGCUGGCCGGAUGUGAAGUUUACCAAAACCCGUGAGCAUUAA